CCAGGAGGAAGUGUGCCCAGGAGCCCCCACCUGGUCCCACACCCAUGCGAGGGAGGGGCGGAGGCAGGAUUGGCCGGCACCCUGAGGCACCUUGAAUAAAAGGCUGGGCCAGGCGGGCAAGCCGGAUCCUUCCAGAGGGUCUGCAGGUGAGUGAGCUCAGGGACGGGGCCUGGAGAGAGCCCUCACAGCACAUCUACACCCCUGGAAAGCAUGGCCGCCGGCGCCCUGCCCUGCCUCACCACCCUCCUGCUCUGUCUCUGGGCGCCACAGGCCUGGUCCUUGGUACAGAGGCACCUGUCGGCCCCUGUUCUGGAGCUACAGCCCCAAGGGAGGGACUGCUCUCACAUCUGGGAGACUAACUCCAGCGCUCCCAGCGGUGUGUAUGUCAUCCAGCCUGAAGGAGCCAGCACACCUUUCCAGGUUCUCUGUGACAUGCGAGAGGGCGGCUGGACGGUGAUUCAGCAGCGUCAGGUGGACGCAGAGCAGCCCCUGGACUUCGAGAGAUGCUGGCAGGAGUACAAGCAGGGCUUUGGAGCCCUGGAAGGUGAACACUGGUUGGGGCUGGACCACGUGGUGGCUUUGACGACUCAGCCGGGUCGCCGAGCAGAGCUGGUGGUGGACUUGGAGAACAGGGACAAGCUCGCACUGCAAGCCCACUAUGACCACUUCCACCUGGGCUCGGAGGCCGAUCUCUACCGGCUGCACCUGGGCCAGUACUUAGGGAAUGCGGGGGACGCCUUCCACGGCUCUGGACAGGUGGACAGCCAGGAGGGCAGUCCCUUCAGCACGCUGGACCGCGACCUUGAUGCCUGCGCCCUCUGCGUGGAAGACACCCACACCUUUAGCAGCUGCAGCCUGGACCGAAUGGGCGCUGGCUGGUGGUAUAGCAACUGCGGCCAGGCCGACCUCAACGGGCCCAAGCCGCAGCACCCCUACGACCCCCCAAGCCUGCUCUGGGGUCCCAACUCACAUGCUCAGGUUCUGAGCUCUAGUGUGAUGCUUGUACACACCACCUCGGUUCCCUGACCCCUCUCCCGGCCCCUUCCCACCCUCACCUCCCACUCCCCGCCGCCCAUGUGCGCACUGGCUCAUUAAACAGGCUGUGCUGUCUCUGCA
Messenger RNA from Echinops telfairi (small Madagascar hedgehog), 1116 nucleotides. RefSeq names its product angiopoietin-related protein 5-like. The record is from RefSeq and is a predicted model, not a curated record. Lineage: Eukaryota; Metazoa; Chordata; Mammalia; Afrosoricida; Tenrecidae. The transcript is spliced from 6 exons. Bases 211 to 1026 code for a protein of 271 amino acids.